Nothobranchius furzeri (turquoise killifish) is the source of this 4228-nucleotide messenger RNA. It is a transcript of the gene ptprn2, whose product is annotated as protein tyrosine phosphatase receptor type N2. Gene Ontology annotation, molecular function: protein tyrosine phosphatase activity. The record is from RefSeq and is a predicted model, not a curated record. NCBI's taxonomy places the organism in Eukaryota, Metazoa, Chordata, Actinopteri, Cyprinodontiformes, Nothobranchiidae. Gene Ontology annotation, biological process: regulation of secretion; insulin secretion involved in cellular response to glucose stimulus; protein dephosphorylation. Gene Ontology annotation, cellular component: synapse; secretory granule.
AAAAGGAGGGGCUCCUCCGUCAAGCUGGGAGCUGUUUGUGGUGCUGAAACAACGCCUGUCUCCUGAAUCCUGCCUCUUCCUGUCAGUUUCGCUUCCUCCAGCAGCAUCAUGCUCCCCUAACAUCCAACAUGCCCGUUUUAGCGCAAGUCUUUGGUGAGGAUUAGUGAUUUAUUCAGCAGCGGUAUGGAUUCACCAUGGUGUCCCGUCUUCUUCGCUGCUUUGGCCGCCAGCCUUUGCGCCUCACCUGCUCUCGCCGACAGAAAAUUCGGUUGUUUGUUUGAAGACGAGCUUUGUGCGCCGUAUGAGUUCUGCAUUAAUGAUGGACUGUUUGGACGGUGCCAGGAGUUGGCCGGAGCAGACCUGAGCACGUACGAUAUCUCUUCCUCCGUGCUGCAACGCCUCAGGGUCCUCCUACAGAAACUGGCUCACCGAGGUUUGACAUGGCAGGACGACAUCACUCAGCAGGUUGUCUCCAGAGAACUCUCCAAACUAAGAACUAUUCCCCUUCGCCAGCCGAGCGCACCUCCCAGCCGCCUGAUGACGUACAGCAGCUCUAAAAACAGAAAACCGAAGCCCGCGCAGGCCGAGCUGAGCAAAAACCUGCAGCAGUAUCUGACCGGGUUGGGCUUUUUGCCGCAGGCUGAGGUAGAUCAACAACAACCAGGAGCCCAGCGAGAGAUUCAGAAUGAAGAUAUCAACACCGAUAGUCCGUCCCAGCCAAAACCAAAGCAGGGCUGGAAGGAGACCACCAUCUACAGCCUUCAGAAAGGGGCUGGUCAUCCUCCAGUCACCAAAGUCAUCUCCAAAAGUGGAGAAGGCAGACACCCCAAGCUCAGCACAUCCUAUUCCAGCCAGGACAAGAGCAAGCUCCUCUCCAACCAUCUGGAGCAGCUUCUUUCAGGGGCGUCAGGCACUCAGCAGGGCAUCUCAGGUGGUGAGGCGGCGUGGCCCAAAGGGAAGCUUCACUACCUCAGCUACAUGCAGCCUGUGCAAAGCGAUCAUGCAGAGCCACAGGCUGCUUUUGGCUCCAAAACGACACAGCCUGAUCUCAACAGACUGCUCUUCAAGGCUGGCUCAAACCGACUCGCCGCAAAAGAGCCUCCUAGUGCCGUGGACGAGCAUUUUUUCCGAAAUGCGGUGAACCAUUUGGGGAGGCACAGCGUCAACAUGGAGGAUUUCAUGGGCAACGACCUGGACCACCUGGCUGAGGUCAUCACAGGAGCUCUGCAGAAGGUCAAUCAGGAGCCAGGGCCAGGAGCCACUGACUCCAGAGGGGAGACGAAGGAUAGCAAGGAGCCACUGGCAGCAAUGAUUCUAAAUCAAGACCAAAACAUGAAAUCACAGAAAGAGCAGGGUCUGAAAGAAAUGCUGAAAAUGAAGCAGCAAGGCCAACAAAUAGACGGUGUCACCAAAGAGUCCAUAGACGAGCAUUCAGCCUUCUUCUCCAAGCUGCUGGACUACCUCAAUAUGGAACCGUUUGGUGAUGCUCCAGGAGUCAACCGCGGGCCAACAGCUCCACUCCAGAAAUUAGUUGGACUGGAGAGCGUCCACAGCAGGACGAUGCAGGGUGAGGUCCCCGCCUCUCACCUCUCUGAGGAGAAGGUUGUGACCAUUCCCGAAAAGGAAGGGUCCCUGCGGUUGACUGGUCCACUAGGGGGGUCUGACUCUGAGAUUGAGAGGUGGAUGCAGGCGGAUCAGGCCCCAGCGGGACACCAGCAGCCAGAGGAGCCACAGAAGAAGGACAUGAAAAUCAAAACCCAGCUGGUCCACGUGGGAGUGAAGGAGUUUUCCAGCAGAGGGAAGGACAGACACUUUGGCUACAUUAUCACCGGCUCAGAGUCCCUCACCAAUGAGCGGGCUUCCGUUCUGAUGGAGCGGCUGACUCAGAGGCUGAAACUUCACGCUACUGAUCUCACCCAGCUCUCCGUCCUGGGUCCUGCGCUCACGUUCCGAGUCGGCCCAAAUCCCAAGAAUGUCACCACUGCAGACCUGGUUCAAGCUGCAGUCCAAGACAAGCAGCAGCUGGAGAAGGAGACGGGUCUGAAGAUAGUGGAGGCUGGAGUGAGUGACAGGGGCAGCUUGACCCAGAUCCCUGUGGUGAAGGAGACCCGAGUGGAGUCGGGCCAGUUCCUGCUGCUCUCCAUCCUCUGCAUGCUCUUCAUCCUGGUGGCGCUGGCCGUGUCCGCCACCUUCUUCUGCGUCCGCCAGCGCUCACACCUCCACAUGAAGGAGAAGCUGGCCAGCCUGGGGACUGACACCAGCACCGAUGCCACCGCAGCCUAUCAGGAGUUGUGUCGUCAGCGCAUGGCCAUCAGAACGUCGGAGCGCGUCGAGCGACCUGAGACCCUGCGUCACUCCCGCCUGAACAGCGUGUCGUCCCAGUUCAGCGAUGGCCCCGCCGCCAGCCCGUCGGCGCGCAGCAGCACCUCCUCCUGGUGCGAGGAGCCCGUCCCAUCCAACAUGGACAUCUCCACUGGUCACAUGAUACUGUCAUACAUGGAGGACCACUUGAAGAACAAGAACCGUCUGGAGCGCGAGUGGGAGGCGCUGUGCUCCUACCAGGCAGAGCCCGGUGCCUGCAGCGUGGGCCAGGGCGAACAGAACUCCAAAAGGAACCGCUCUGACUCCGUGGUUGUUUACGAUCACUCCAGGAUCACCUUGAAAGCUGAGAAUAACCACGGCAACUCGGAUUACAUCAACGCAAGUCCGAUCAUGGACCAUGACCCGCGUAAUCCCACUUACGUCGCUUCUCAGGGUCCGCUCGUUUCCACCGUGGCCGACUUCUGGCAGAUGGUGUGGGAGAGCGGCUGCGUCGUCAUCGUCAUGCUGACCCCGCUGUCAGAGAACGGAGUCAAGCAGUGUCACCACUACUGGCCUGAUGAAGGAUCAGAUGUCUACCACAUUUAUGAGGUCAAUUUGGUGUCCGAGCACAUCUGGUGUGAGGACUUCCUGGUGCGGAGCUUCUACCUGAAGAACCUGCAGACCAACGAGACCCGCACGGUUACGCAGUUCCACUUCUUGUCCUGGAUGGACCGCGGGAUCCCCGGCUCGGCCAGAACUCUGUUAGACUUCCGCAGAAAGGUUAACAAGUGCUACCGGGGUCGAUCUUGCCCAAUAAUUGUUCACUGCAGCGACGGAGCUGGCAGAACCGGGACCUACAUUCUGAUUGACAUGGUCCUCAAUAGGAUGGCUAAAGGUGCUAAAGAGAUUGAUAUUGCCGCUACCUUGGAGCACUUGAGAGACCAGAGAGCUGGCAUGGUCCAGACAAAGGAGCAGUUUGAGUUUGCUCUGACAGCCGUGGCAGAGGAGGUGAACGCCAUCCUCAAAGCGCUUCCUCAGUAAAGACGCCACACCUGAUCUUCUUCUUCCUCCUGCUUAACGAGCACCAGCUCAACAGUGCCCUUCAUCCAUAAUCUCUGAAUGUGGUGCCGGGUGUCCCUCCUGGAUCUGUAUUCGCUCGUUUCAGAGUGUGAAUGUUGAUCUGGUGUUAGUAUGUCCAAAAAACAAAAAAAAAUGUUAACAAUCCUACUGUUGGGUCUCUAUACAAUGAUGCUGUUCCUGAACGUUCUCUUUGAGACGUUUACGAGUUCGGAUUUAUGUCACAAAAUGGGCCGUUACCUGUUGAACUGAUACAAAACUAACAAGUUAUGGUCUCAACUAGUGGUUUUGUGUGUGAAAUCUUUUUUUAAAGAUGUUAAACAGUGAUUACAGAUCCUCAAAGGUUGUGGUAGUUUGUUGAUUAUUAAAUGCACCAACUAGUUUUUGUCAGAUGCUUCUGAAUUUUGUAAAGAUUGUUCCUGUUGACAAUCUUUACUUUGUUUUUUGUUCUAAAUUGUGGCUAAAUUGUAUAUUUGAGUGUGUUUUAUAUUCACUUUUUUGUUUGUCACUAGAAAACUAAAAUUAAUAUCAUCCUGAUAACUGAACCAAGGUAUUUAUUUAUCCCUAAAAGGAAACAAAUGAAGAUAUAAUAAAUUGUCACAUAAAAAUUCCAUUUAUUCUUUUAUGAACCAGAAUAUAUAAUAAUUAGUCUUUUUCUUUUAUGCUUUUUGACUUAAAAUUUAAAGUAACCUAAAAAACAGUUAUCCUACAAAACCUACGUUAAAAAGUGUUCUUUGAAUAUAAAAGAAAAUUCAGAUUAACUCCGGGAUGUGUUUGAUUGUUCCGUCAUUUAUUUAUUUAAUUGUAAUUUCAUGAAUUAAAGCAGUGGUCUGGAGUUUUCCCCCUCUCA